AAAGUUCCCAUUCUAACCCCAACUCAACAUUUCCCUCAACGGAAUCCACCAACUAGCGAUUUUCGUUUCGUUCGUCGAAUAGAGAGAGAGAGAGAGAGAGAGAGGGAGAGAGAGAGAAAAGGGGAAUAGGACAAAUCCGGCGAUAUCGCCGGAAUCGUUCUCCGAUCGCGCCGGUGGUUUGGUUUACGGUCGUCGGAGAAUCGCCGAUCUUAUUCUGGUUCGAAUCGUCGUUGGUGACCGGAGAUGGUGAAUUCUAUGGUUGAACGCGCCACGAGCGACAUGCUCAUAGGACCAGAUUGGGCCAUGAACAUCGAGAUCUGCGAUAUGCUGAAUCAUGACCCUGGGCAAGCAAAGGAUGUUGUUAAAGGCAUAAAGAAGCGGAUUGGAAGUAAAAAUUCAAAAGUUCAACUUCUUGCACUAACUUUGCUGGAGACAAUCAUAAAGAACUGUGGAGAUAUUGUUCACAUGCAUGUUGCUGAGAGAGAUGUGCUUCAUGAGAUGGUGAAAAUAGUAAAGAAGAAGCCUGAUUUUCAUGUCAGAGAGAAGAUACUGAUUCUUAUAGACACUUGGCAAGAAGCAUUUGGAGGGCCGAGGGCAAGAUACCCACAAUACUAUGCUGCAUACCAGGAGUUGUUGCGUGCUGGGGCAGUAUUCCCUCAAAGGUCUGAACAAUCUGCACCUGUAUUCACACCUCCACAAACACAGCCAUUGGCAUCAUACCCUCAAAAUAUACGUGACUUGGAUGCUGGGCAGGACACAGCUGAGGCCUCUGCAGAGUCUGAGUUCCCAACACUAAGUUUGACUGAAAUUCAGAAUGCACGUGGUAUCAUGGAUGUUCUUGCAGAGAUGCUCAAUGCAUUAGACCCUAGUAACAAAGAAGGCCUUAGACAGGAGGUUAUUAUUGAUUUGGUGGAGCAGUGUCGAACAUACAAGCAGAGAGUUGUACACCUAGUUAACUCAACUUCGGAUGAAUCUCUGCUAUGCCAGGGACUAGCUUUGAAUGAUGAUCUUCAGCGUGUACUGGCCAAGCAUGAAUCUAUUUCUUCUGGAACUUCUACUCUAAAUCAAAAUCAAACAGAGAAUUUAAAACCUGCCCCUGCUGGAACACUUGUAGAUAUUGAUGCUCCUUUGGUUGAUACUGGAGAUACUAGUAAACAAACUGAUGGGCGAUCCUCUUCUGGUGUUGAAGCAGGGUCCCAAACAUUGAAUCAGUUAUUACUUCCUGCGCCCCCGACUGCUAAUGGUUCAGCGCUCCCUGCAAAGGUUGAUCCCAAAUUGGACCUGCUCAGUGGCGAUGACUAUAACUCACCGAAAGCAGAUACUUCACUUGCUCUUGUUCCUUUAGGAGAACAACAGCCUGUCAGUCCUCUGUCUCAGCAGAAUGCCCUUGUUCUUUUUGAUAUGUUUUCUAAUGGAAAUAAUGCACCUACAUCUGUCAAUACCCAGCCAACCAAUGUUGCUGGCCAAAACAGUCCAUUUGCUCCCCAAUUUCAACAGCAAACAGUCAUGUCUCAAGGUGGAUUUUACCCCAAUGGAAAUGUCCCAAAUGCGGGUUCACCUCAGUAUGAACAAUCACUUUAUACACAAAGUACGGGUCCUGCCUGGAAUGGUCAGGUUGCACAACAGCAACAGCCACCUUCGCCUGUUUAUGGUACACAAAACAGUGGAUCGUUGCCACCACCUCCCUGGGAAGCUCAACCAGCAGAUAAUGGCAGUCCAGUGGCCGGCACCCAGUAUCCACAGCCACAGCAAGUCACGCAAGUGGGUAUGCCAAAUGUGCAGACUGCUACACACCGUCAGGGGGCUCAAGCGAUGGGCAAUGAUCAGGCUGUUGGUAUGUAUAUGCAACCAAAUGCAAACAGCCAAAUGUCAGCAAUCAAUAACCAUGUUGGAAGCAAUCAAAUGGGCUUGCAACCUCAGCAUAUUCAAGGUGUUGCAGGGCCCUACAUGGGUAUGUUUUCACAUCAAAUGCAGGCUGGUCCUGGGGUUUCCAUGUAUCCUCAGCAAAUGUUUGGAAACCAAUUUAUGGGAUACGGCUAUGGUCAGCAACAAGGAGUUCCAUAUAUUGAGCAGCAAAUGUAUGGUAUGUCUAUUAGAGAUGAUAGUGGUUUGAGAAACUCCUACCAGGUUUCUUCAUCUUAUGCUCCAUCCGGGAAGCCUUCCAAGCCAGAGGAUAAGCUAUUCGGUGACCUUGUUGACAUGGCUAAAUUGAAGCCCAAGCCCACUCCAGGCCGGGCUGGCAGCAUGUAAAAUCUAUUGCUUGGUUUACAGUUUUCGUCCGAUUGCUAACAUUUGCCCCCAUUUUUCUUCUAUUUUUCUUGUUACUUUUAUAUGUUUUUAUAAUGUUAUUUUUUUUUUUUUUGGUUUUUGUUACAUAUUGUUUGCAUGUCUUGGAAUUAGCAUUUGAUUAUGUACAUCCCUUCUAGAGAAAACAUUGAAAAAUGGGAGGAAGAAAAAAAGGCUAGACCAUCUUUGGGUUGGAUUGUAGUUUGUGGCAAUUUUCCCUUGUAUUACUCUUUCUUUUCAUUUUGCAGUAGUGAUGGUUCAAGGGUGCUUGAAUGGCAACGCUAUCUAAAAUGUCAAGGGGUGUCUUACCCUUGACGGUUAAAAUUAUGUUACUUGUUAUAAAGGUUGUAGAAACUAACAGGAAGGUUGGUGAUGGAUCUUCAGAGAAAAGAGGUGCUGAGUUCGUAUUUUGGUUCACUCGUGUAUGAUUGACGAAGUAAUUAAGACAUGCCUUUCCAAUUGUUAAUAGCAUGCUUGGAUUU
Messenger RNA from Abrus precatorius (Indian licorice), 2768 nucleotides. RefSeq names its product TOM1-like protein 9. The coding region runs from base 244 to 2250 and encodes 668 amino acids. Gene Ontology annotation, biological process: protein transport to vacuole involved in ubiquitin-dependent protein catabolic process via the multivesicular body sorting pathway. The transcript is spliced from 10 exons. The record is from RefSeq and is a predicted model, not a curated record. Gene Ontology annotation, molecular function: ubiquitin binding; phosphatidylinositol binding. NCBI's taxonomy places the organism in Eukaryota, Viridiplantae, Streptophyta, Magnoliopsida, Fabales, Fabaceae.